Molecule: messenger RNA, 705 nt
Organism: Closterium sp. NIES-65
Lineage: Eukaryota; Viridiplantae; Streptophyta; Zygnematophyceae; Desmidiales; Closteriaceae
Source: the annotation of a GenBank genome assembly
AUGAACAGACCCGAUGGCCGGGUCCGACUAAUGAACCUCAACUUUCACGAGAGUCCGUCCGCAACCAUGCGGAGCAGCGGGCUGCAAACCUUCGCCUCGAGAGUUCAUUCAUCCGACUUGGUGAAAGCUGGGGGGUCCCUGGCUGGCGAGAAAGGGCUGACAGCAAGGGCGUCUGGAACAGUGGCUGUGUCAGUGGCUGUGUUAGUGGAUGUGUCAGUGGAUGUGGGAGGGGCUGUGGCAGGGGCUGUGGCAAAGGCUGUGGCAGAGGUUGUGGCAGAGGAUGUGGCAGAGGCUGUGGCAGAGGCUGUGGCAAGGGCUGCAGCUGCCGAUGAUCCCCGUGCGCUUGAGCACCUCCCUCCGUGCUCCCCCCCUGCUCCAACGCCCACUCUUCCAGACCUGCCCCACCACCACCUGUGCCUGCCAGCAGCCGUCCCUGGGACCCACUCGCUCAGGGCACACGGACGAGCUGCCCGUGUGCGUCCCUCCAGUGCUGCUGCCCAUCCGCACAGGAACGGAAGUAGCCAGUGCAGCAGCGAGUGGGGUGGGCAGCGGCGCUGGUUCUGGUGCACACGGUGUGGUGAACCCCACCGCAUCGAAGCUGCUGAAACCCACAGCAUCGAGACUGCUGACCCCCAGCAGCACAUCAUUUGGGAGGGCGCUCUCCCACUCCAGCUGGCGAUGCUCCUCUUGCAGCAGAGCAUCUAG